Messenger RNA from Suillus paluster, 888 nucleotides. RefSeq lists its product as uncharacterized. NCBI's taxonomy places the organism in Eukaryota, Fungi, Basidiomycota, Agaricomycetes, Boletales, Suillaceae. Gene Ontology annotation, biological process: ribosomal small subunit assembly; translation. Gene Ontology annotation, molecular function: RNA binding; structural constituent of ribosome. Gene Ontology annotation, cellular component: cytosolic small ribosomal subunit; ribosome. The transcript has 5 exons. The coding region runs from base 108 to 509 and encodes 133 amino acids. The record is from RefSeq and is a predicted model, not a curated record.
CUGAACUCUAAUUCACAGAGUCGUACACAAGACGCCACUCGUCGCGCGAAACGUUCCGGGUUACUUUCCUCGAUAUCUUUCACGGUCGUACUUCCAACUAAUCCAACAUGCCAGGAGUAAGAGAUAUAAGCGCCGAGGCUUUCAUUACUGCAUACGCUUCCCAUCUCAAGCGGUCGGGUAAGCUUGAGGUCCCUACAUGGGUCGACCUCGUCAAAACAGGGUCAUUCAAGGAGCUCGCACCUUAUGACCCAGACUGGUACUACGUCCGUGCAGCUGCUGUUGCACGACACAUCUACCUCCGCAAAGACGUCGGUAUCGGCGCAUUGACAAAACUCCACGGUGGCCGCAACAGACGCGGCAACCGCCCAUCACACCACGCCGACUCCUCCUGCCUCCACGGUCAGCGUGAUUUGGACCGUAUCGCAACUGCUGUUGUUGAGGCUGCCAAGGAGGAGGAGGAUGAAGACGAAGAGGGCGAAGAGGAAGAGGAGGAGGAAGAGGAGGAGUAAACUCAUAUCCACCGCCACUUGCUAAUCCCACUUUGUCGCAUGCUCCGCGCGUGGUCACCAUGGAUAUUAUGACGAUACGGUAUGAUGCAUGCAUAUCUUUAAAAAUAUGGCACUUCCCUGCUUUCUCUACCAUCUAACUCUGUUCUGUUGAUAUCCGUGGUAGCUUACCACCAAGUUAAGCGCGUCCGUUUUCUUUGUCGAAUUUCAGAUGAAAACUUGAUCUACAUGUCACCACAUGACCAUUCCUACUGUACCGAUCUAUGUGCUUGCCUGUCCCACUUUCGAAGUUCAAGGACUACAUGAUCAUGAUCAUAACCUCCCACCGAAUGAUCAUCACGAAGUCCUGCAAUCGUGACAUUGUUCAACAAACAGUCCGCGC